AUGGACGGCUACCCUCCAGGAAGCCUGGAUCCCAGUGUUCCCUUUUUGGUCGCUUCUGGUCUUCUGGACUCCCCACCAAAUGACCAUUAUGGAGGCUCCAAUACCGCGACUGAAGGGACGGUUCUCAAAUCCGAAGUACCUAGUCUGACAGGGGAAAAUGCCCAAGUUCUUCAUGACUACCUUGCGGGAGUGGAUGCGACAUUGCCUCCGUGGUCCCUAGGUGACAAGAAGAGGCCUUACAGAUAUCGUGUUGAGUCCGUUGGAAGGACGUAUACCCUCCCGCCCAGACACGCUGUCCUUCCAGAAGACAUAGAGCUGCCCGAAUCCGAAAUCGUCUUACAUUCACCGCUUUCACCUCUCAGCCCAUCGUCGAGCCUUUAUCCUGAUGGCAUCAUCAACCCCGACUGGCUUUUAAGGCAUCAAAAUUAUGUACCAAGCGUCUUCUUGUGUUUCUACGCCCUCACCUCAGACCAAAGCCGCGCAACUCUACUCGACAACCAGCUCAAGACGGAUAUAAACGCAAUCAAAGCCGAGAUAGCAAAGUCGGGUUACAAGACGAGGCUAGCUGUCGCGUUAAUGAGUGACACUUCCUCCUCGCCGCAAUCUGUCACCCAGGGUAUCCAGGAGCGGUUGGAGAAUAUCCGAAAGGGAACCGGACUGGAUACGGGAAAGUCCAUUUUCUACAUCGCGCCACGAAAGUCAUCGGAGGAGCUUACAGAAGCCGCUGACACAAUCCUCACCGCACUAUAUCCUCAGUCUCUUGAAUAUUAUCGUGACCUCGGCAGACAUGCAAGGAAAAAGAAGAAUCGCGGAAUCAUCCCGCCACCGACGAUCCCACCAACUUCGGGCACCUCCCAGACUCUAUCUCUUUCCGGAUGGCAGGUAAGGUACGACUUCAAGAUGGCUGUGUUUUCAGAGUUUAGACAAGAGAUAGAUGUGGCCAUGAGAACGUAUGAACAGGCCUAUGAUGAACUCCUUAGUGAGGAAGUCUGGGACUUGAUACCCAGCUGGAGCCCUCGGUGGAACGAAGCUCGGCUCCUCUCGGAUAUCAUUGCCAUCCGUGUAUUACGUUGUUUCCUUUGGAACGAACAAACUUCCAUGGCAGUUUCGAGGUGGCAGGCGCACCGUGACCGAAUUGGUGAGUUCAUUGACCAACGUGGUCGGGGGACUAAUAACUACGGUUGGAAGGCCUGGGAAACUCGUUGGUCUCUUGUGAUGGCGAAUCUCAUUGAGAGAAUGGACAUUCCCGGGCUUCAUCCUUCGACUGGUCUUCUCUAUCUCCCGCCGGAGAAGGGCCUCCCUCGAGAGAGGCUCUACCCCUGGGAGUUGAUGCAUCACACCGGCUAUUGGUACCGGCAGGCAGCAUGGCACACCGCCGCGCGGCGAGCCUUGGCAUAUUCCAUGCCGGAAGAGGAUCGCCAACCCCCGGAAAGCUCUGCAGCUGCCGCUUCCACCAACGCUGGAUAUACCUACGACACCUACAUGUGCCCUGAACCUUACCUCGAGUUCCCCCUGGACAAACCGGGCGUGGACUAUUCCCGGCUGAUAAUCGACUGCCUCAUGGCUGCGAGAACCCAGUUCCACGCUCGCGGGCAACAUCGUUUGGUCGCGGAGGUUUCCCUCGAGUGUGCGAGGGAAUCGGCGAAACUCGAACAGUGGGAAGACGUGAUUGCGCUGCUGCGGCCGGUUUGGGAAGAUAUGCCGUUCAGAAGAGAGGGGUGGACGGAUAUCGUUGAAGAUGUGAACUGGACGCUCAGGGCGGCUGCUGCCCAGAAGGGUUUGGGAGACUUGGUUCUCGCCAUUGAUUGGGAGCUCUUUCAUAGGAGGUUCACGAGGCGCAAGAACUGGAAUUACGACCUAUCAAAGUCUCUCGAGGGUGUUCCCCUUACUUCUAAACCAUCUGCCAGCCUAUCAGACGAUGAAAUCUCGUCCUUCCUCUCUGCCUCAUUUGCCUUUAGGUCAGGCGAAGGCAAGGCUGGAGACGUAUCUUCUGCACAGCUCAUCAUCACAUCAGACGCGUUCCCCGACUCGGUGCCCGUGUCGGUAUCAUCACUAAAGGUCGAGUUUGAGGGAAGUUUAAGGGACAUACUUCUCACACAUGAUCCCGAAUCGCCCGAGAGCAACACGGUUAAGGGAAACACGGUGAUAUCAAAGAUUACGCUUAGGGAACAAGAUAACGAGACUCUGACGGAAGACGAUGACGACGAGGAUUCUGAGGAGCCAACAAUAUUUUCCGGCACUGCGGCUCUAACAUUAGCCCCUGGACAGUGCAGGGUUUAUGAAUUAGCGAUUCCCCUCCGCGAGCCAGGUGAAGCUCGUGCUUCCUCUGUCACAGUCUCCGUUGAUUGCGAGACCUUCAAACUCGAUUAUACCGUGUCAUUCCCGGAGUCAAGCCUAGGGAUCACUUGGGUGGAGCCGUCAGGCUUCCGGAGGAUAAUCGGCAGGUCAGAGGCGCAAACGAUCCAAGUCCAGCCCCGGCCACCCAAGCUGGAGAUCAAGCUCCUCAACAGUCUCGAGCAGUAUUAUGCCAACGAGGCAAUCACCCUCGAGUUUGAGUUGGUGAACGCUGAAGAUGAAGACGCCAUUGCGAAACUCGACAUCCAUGCCUUUGGAGACCAGGUGCCUGGGGCCAAGGUCAAGGUGCUAGAGUUGCCCGAGAUCGUGUCUCCCGCUAACGAAGAAGCAUCGAAGCUUGCGGGUGUGAGUCUUGGCACGAUUGAGAGUUCUGGCAAGGUCGGGGUCCAAGUUCAUCUCGACGAGGCACCUCAACCAGCAUCUUUGGAAUUCAACUUGAGGGUCUCAUAUCACCUUGCUUCUGACCCAGGAACUCGCAUUUUACAAAAGGAGUCCUUCACCAUCGCGAUUGUCAGUCCAUUCGAGGCUAAUUAUGAGAUGGUACCACGGCUGCACAAGGACCCGUGGCCGAGCCUUUUCGAUCCGGAUACGAUCCAGGACCUAUCCGACGACGACAAAGACGAGUCUGUAAGGCCGGCACUUGGACUGGCGCAGAGGUGGUGCCUCAUGUGCCACUACGCCUCUUUUGCAACGGAAGAGUUGCGCGUUGUCGGCCUCGACGCCCAAAUCGUCUCCUGCAGCCCCGGGACGCGGUGCACGACCAGGGGAAGGCCUUUGCCGAUACCGGACGAUGGACUGGCUGUCCAACCACGUGUGAUGCAGGACGUCGAGUUCGACAUCAUCGCGCAAAAGCUCAGUCUCGAAGACCGCGCUCCCGCCCGCGUAGAAGCAGCCUUCAUCAUCAAGUGGAAGCGGCCCAGCAGCUCGACCGUCAACAUCACCACCAUGCCCGUCCCGCCUCACACCGUGCUAAGCACCGAACCACGCGUUCUCGCAUCCCUCUCGGAGCCGCGCCUAUCCUCCUCGCAGGUCGCCUCGGACAUAGACGGCCUCGUCAACCUUGACGUGACGAUCGAGAACCCGUCGAGCCACUUCCUGACAUUCGGACUGACGAUGGAGCCGAGCGACGAAUUUGCGUUUUCGGGCGCCAAGAAGACGACCGUUCAUGUGCUUCCCGUGUCGAGGCGCACGGCUACGUAUCGCCUGCUGCCGCUUGUGAGGGACGACUUUGUGAGACCCGGCUUGGUGGUGAGGGAUAAGUAUUUCCAGAAGGUGUUGAGGGUUAUUCCGACGGAGGGAAUGAAGGCUGAUAAGGAUGGCUUGUUGGUGUGGAUACCUGGGGAUGAUGAGGAUGAAGACGCGAGUGAGGACGCAAGCGAGGCUUGA
Scedosporium apiospermum is the source of this 3741-nucleotide messenger RNA. RefSeq lists its product as uncharacterized. NCBI's taxonomy places the organism in Eukaryota, Fungi, Ascomycota, Sordariomycetes, Microascales, Microascaceae. Bases 1 to 3741 code for a protein of 1246 amino acids. The transcript has 3 exons. The record is from RefSeq and is a predicted model, not a curated record.